ACAAGGAACUUCAACAUUUUUAAUUAUUUCAAUCGUGUGUACAGUUUUGCAUUUAAUGGGCCUAUAGUCAGUUACCCUGUGUUCAUCUAGGUACAGUCUAAGGUUAAAUUUUCAACAUGACCAAUAACUUUGUCAAACCAUCAAGGAAUUUUAUGCAAAUUGGACAGAGGCUUUUUUAAGACCAAAAGACAGUUAGCAUAGUCAUGAUGGUUGAUGUACUAUGGACUUUCGUAGAGUAACUGGGCCAUUUAUUCAUAAUUCAACAAUCAAUGAGGAACAGACUAUAAAUCAUGAUAGGAACAAAUCAAAAGAUGAACAAGGUGAACAUGCUAAUAGUAAUGAAGCCAGUUUUUUGGAAAUAGCAGAACGUCUGUUGGGUAAAUCUGAAAUGGUGUCGUUAAGACAAGUUAAUGAAGAACUAAAAAGCACAGAGAUAGCUUGUGAUAUUGAGUCUGGAAAUAUAAAUACAAUGAAAGGAGAGAUCAUCUUACCAGGAACAACUACAGAGAACAAAAAUACUUUUCAAUAUAGAUUAAAUGGAAUUGACUUGCAAAAAACAGGGGAAAGUUCAGAUACAUGUAAUAGAAAUGAUCAAUUUAUUGACAAUAUCAUGAAUGUCAAUCAAAGUUUUGAAGACGAAAAUUCCAUGACUGAAAAUACUGAACAAAAUAAACUGUAUGUAAUGGAAUCAGAAAAGCCUGAUACAAACUAUUCACAAUAUACCGUGGAGAACAUAAAAUCAAACAACCAAGAUAAUCACUCAUUAGGAGACCAUUUAACCAAAAUUUUAAACCCCAGCUAUAGUCAUGAUAGUCAUGAUAGUGAUUCAGAUUCUAUUGAAGAAGAAUUAGAACAGAAUAGAAAACAGUCUGUUGAUAAUGACAUUAAGAAGUCAGUUCAAGAAAAUGUAGCUAUAAAAUUUGACAAAGGAAGCCAAACUUUUAUGUAUUUAUCAUCUCCAAACCAAUCAAAUCCAAAGGAUAUGGGGUCUAUAUCAAAGAAAUUUGUCCCACAGACUGAAACAUGUAUCUCUGAUAGAGAACUUCCUUAUAAAUGUAAAUUUUGUGAUCAAACUUUUAGUCUAUUUACUCAGUUGAAAAGACACACACAAAUUCACACCAAAGAUGCACCAUUUACUUGUGAAACUUGUGGCCGUGUUUACAGGAAUGAGACAGAGCUAAAGAAACAUAGGAAGAAGCAUGAUGGCGUAAGACCACAUGUCUGCAAAGAAUGUGGUAAAACAUUCAGACAGCUUCACCAAUUACAAAACCAUGAAAGAAUACAUAGUGGCGAAAAACCGUUCUUGUGUGAAACUUGUGGUCAAGGAUUUGGACAGAAAGAAAAUCUCAGACUUCAUGAGCGUACACAUUCUGGAUUUAAACCUCAUAAGUGUGCUAUAUGUGGCAAAACUUUCAACAAUACUAAAUGUCUUCACCGGCAUGAACUUACACACUCUGGUGAACGUAAUUUCCCUUGUACUAUUUGUGGAAAAUCCUAUUUGAGGAAUGAUCAUCUAAGAAGACACAAACGUUCACAUGGGGAGGAACCACGUUUCAGAUGUUCCUUCUGUGGUAAGGGCUUUCAUCAAAAGGUCAAUGUGGAAGAACAUGAAAGAAUACAUACUGGCACUAAACCUUUUACUUGUGAAGUAUGUGGAAAGGCAUUCACCCAAAGAGGAAAUCUCAAAUCUCAUCUUAUAAAACAUUCCUUUGUAUGAUACCUUAUUCAAAUUGAAAAUGUUGUCAGAUGAUGUAUUUCUUGCUUGAUAAAACAAUUGACUUUGUGUUGUAUGUUUUAACAUGUUUAAAUAGAGUUGUAUAAUGGUAUGGCAUUGGUAUCAGUAUAGUUUCUAUGGAACAUUUUUUGUUCUAGCUAGUUUAUCCUUACAUGUACAUGCCUUAUACAGAUACUUGGUUCAGCAAAAAUGAUCAACAAGAUAUAUAGAAUUUUGGACCAAGCAAACAUUCUUAUUGUACUGUAUCAACAAUUAUCUAUUUUAUUAAAAAAAAUGACAGGUGA
Mytilus californianus (California mussel) is the source of this 2019-nucleotide messenger RNA. RefSeq names its product zinc finger protein 510-like. The coding region runs from base 221 to 1717 and encodes 498 amino acids. The transcript has 3 exons. Gene Ontology annotation, molecular function: RNA polymerase II cis-regulatory region sequence-specific DNA binding; DNA-binding transcription factor activity. Gene Ontology annotation, biological process: regulation of transcription by RNA polymerase II. NCBI's taxonomy places the organism in Eukaryota, Metazoa, Mollusca, Bivalvia, Mytilida, Mytilidae. The record is from RefSeq and is a predicted model, not a curated record.